This is a messenger RNA of Mycena indigotica, 2250 nucleotides long. RefSeq lists its product as uncharacterized. The record is from RefSeq and is a predicted model, not a curated record. The transcript is spliced from 4 exons. The coding region runs from base 1 to 2250 and encodes 749 amino acids. Gene Ontology annotation, cellular component: mitochondrion. Lineage: Eukaryota; Fungi; Basidiomycota; Agaricomycetes; Agaricales; Mycenaceae. Gene Ontology annotation, molecular function: ATP binding; nucleic acid binding.
AUGUUAGCAGCCAGACUGCGAUGGGCCGCUCCCCCCCGAUUCGCUAGUCUCUUCUUUCGCCACUAUGCUGCCCAGGCAGCAGCUGCAGCUCCAGCACGGGAGGCUCCCCCUCAAAUACACUUCAACACGUUGAAGGGCAAGGUCUCCCAACAAACGCUGGACGCCAUCCUCGUAGUGCCAUUCAAUCUCACAACAAUGUCGCCGGUCCAGUCAGAGGUCCUUCCCCUCCUCCCACAAAUUGCGGAGCCCUAUCAAGAGCGGCAAGACGGAGAACCAGCACCACUGCGUGACCUUAUGGUUCGCGCCAAAACUGGCACUGGAAAAACACUCGGUUUUCUUGUCCCCGCCAUUGAAGCUCGGGUCAAGGCCCUAGAAGUACUUGGCGGUGUUCGCUAUGCUCGGUCGAAUGUUGGGGCUCUGAUUAUUAGUCCGACGCGCGAGCUUGCGACUCAAAUUGCGGCAGAGGCCCUCAAAUUGACACACCACCACAAGGGUUUCGAGGUCCAACUGUUCACCGGCGGCAACAGCAAACGGAUGCAAAUGCGCAAUUGGAUGCGAGGAAGGAAGGACAUCGUUGUCGCGACACCUGGGCGGCUUCGUGAUCUUUUGGAAACAGAGCCGGAGGUGAAAAAUGCGUUUGCGAAUACAGCAACUUUUAUUCUGGAUGAAGCCGACACGCUUCUGGACAUGGGCUUCCGUGAGGAUAUCGAGGGCAUCAAGGCAUUCCUACCCCCAACGCCGCAACGACAAACUUUCCUUUUCUCUGCAACCAUCUCCAAGGAAAUUCAACAAGUGGCCCGUUCACUGAUGGACAAAAAAUACGAAUACAUCGACUGUAUCUCCGACGAAACCGCUCCAGUUCAUGCCCAUGUUGAGCAGUUCCACACUGUCGUUCCCAGCGCUGCAGACCAACUCCCGCAUAUCAUGCGUCUCAUCAUGCACGACCAACUCGUCCAUCCGACCAGCUCAAAGGUCAUCGUAUUCUUGCCUACCACCAAAAUGACUCAACUCUUCUCGACCUUGGUCACUACUCUGGCAGCCAACAAUCUCCCUAAUCAGCGUGCAACCAGGAUUUUUGAACUCCACUCCAAACGCGCCCAGGAAACGCGAACUUCAGUUUCCAACGCUUUCCGCUCGAACAACGGUCCCGCCGUGUUAAUUACCUCUGAUGUCUCAGCGCGAGGGGUCGAUUAUCCUGGUGUCACACGCGUCAUCCAAGUCGGUAUCCCUGCAGGAAGAGAGCACUAUAUCCAUCGUGUCGGGAGGACGGGUCGGGCUGGAAGCAAAGGUCGCGGUGAUCUCGUUCUUCUGCCUUGGGAAAUCGGUUUUGUCACGUGGCAGCUUACGGAUGUGCCCAUGAAGCCCCUUGCGCUCAACGAGAUGAAGGACACAGUUCGAGAACUCGCUGCUAAGCACGAUGCGAAUCCGAAAGAAUUCUUUGCUGAACAUGAAACCCGACCUGGACGCCCGCCCUUCCCACCGACAGUGGUGCCCAUGACUGAAGACUUGGACGAAAACGUGAAGCAACUUCUUCCGCGCCUCGAUGGCGGCGCUAUUCGAGAGACUUUCCUCUCUCUGUUGGGUUACUACAUGCCAAAAUCUCACGAGCUGCGAGUUGAAAAAACGGUGAUCGUGCAAGGCUGCGAAGACUGGACUGUGGAAGCAUGUGGACUCGAGACGCCACCGUUUAUUUCGGUCGAUUUCCUGCAAAAGCUUGGACUCAAUGAUGGAAGGACACGGCAUUUCGGCAAGCGGAGGCAAGAGUCUGCUUGGGACAAGAGUCAGAGAGCCGGGCCUGCAUGGAUGGGUCGGGGAAAUGUCAGGGCAAACAGGGAGAACCGAGACCGCCCUACGAUCAUGCACCACGAGUCGAAGGUGGUUGACACGUCGGAAGACAGCGAAGCAGCAGAGUACCGCGCAAAGCGAUAUCAGCACGACUCGAGAGGCAGCUACCGACCGAGAGCUUCACGCCAAGAUGAAAACACCCGCACCUAUGAUCGUACACGGGCAUAUGAUCGUGGAACGAGGCCUGCUGGCUCUGGAUUUGACUCUGGAGAGCGCAGGGACGGGUUCAACGGGCGUGAGGGCGGUAAUUAUGGAAGCCGUGGCAGUUAUCGAGGCCAUGGUGGCGGGUAUGGGCGGCAGUCAAACGAGGGUUAUCGUCCACGUCCACGUGACGGAGGCUACCAACGAGAUGGUGGUGGUCGUGGCCCGCGUCGUUCUUUUGGCAUUGAGUCUGAUCGAGAGUAG